Molecule: messenger RNA, 9403 nt
Organism: Anas platyrhynchos (mallard)
Lineage: Eukaryota; Metazoa; Chordata; Aves; Anseriformes; Anatidae
Gene: PRR5
Product: proline rich 5
Biological process (GO): TORC2 signaling
Cellular component (GO): TORC2 complex
Source: RefSeq, a predicted model, not a curated record
AAAACUCCCCUCUGCCAAGUCGCACGUUUUGGCCCAAGGCCCUGCGGCCCCCCAGCGGGCCGGGCUGCGGGGCCACACCCGCGAGGCCAUGGGGCGCCCGGGCGGGCCUGCGCGGGCAGAGCGGGGCGGGGGGAGAGGGGGCUGCGCUAUUUUACUUUACAUUUUAUGUUAUGUAUAUUUUAUAUUUCAUAUUUUAUUUUAUUCUAUUCGCCAGCUUCCUUCACCCAACUGCCGCCGCGCCGCGCCUCUUCCCGCCCCGCUCCGCCCCCGCGGCCGCGCAUUGUGCGACACGGCCCGGCCCGGCCCCUCCGCGCCGGGAGUGGGGGGUGGCUGGAGGCUGGGGCCGAGCCUGGGGGCUCCCCUCCACGCUGGGAGGGUCUGGAAGAGCUGCUGGUGGCACCGGGAUCCUGCGGGUCGGCUGCUGGAAGCCUUAUUCAUGCAAUAUCCACAAUGGAGUAAUUGCCGUGUUCCAGCGUAAGGGUCUCCCGGACCAUGAACUUUACAACCUCAAUGAAGGAGUCAGGCAAUUAUUGAAAACAGAACUGGGAUCCUUUUUCACUGAAUAUUUACAGAAUCAGCUGCUCACAAAAGGCAUGGUGAUCCUAAGGGACAAGAUCCGGUUUUAUGAAGGGCAGAAACUACUGGAUACUUUAGCUGAAACCUGGGAUUUUUUCUUCAGUGAUGUCCUGCCCAUGCUUCAGGCUAUUUUCUAUCCUGUGCAGGGGAAGGAGCCCUCGGUUCGGCAGCUGGCUCUUCUACACUUUAGGAAUAUAAUUACCCUCAAUAUUAAACUGGAAGAUGCAUUAUCACGUUCCAGAGCAAGAGUUCCACCAUCUAUUAUUCAGAUGCUAUUAAUACUCCAGGGUGUUCAUGAGUCAAAAGGUGUGACUGAAGAUUAUUUGAAACUGGAAUCUCUGAUCCAGAAAGUGGUUUCACCUUAUUUAGGCACAUAUGGCCUGUAUUCCAGCGAUGGACCCUUCACACACUCUUCCUGUAUUUUGGAGAAGCGGUUCUUCAGGCGCUCCAAGUCAGGUGACAUCCUCACCAAGAACCCCGUGGUGCGGUCAAAAAGUUACAAUAAUCCACUGUUGACACCAGUAGCUGAGUAUGAAACUGAGGGCAUGGCUGCCAAUGGAACAGGCAUCCGAAGGCACUCUGUUUCAGAAAUGACCUCCUGCCUGGAGCUCCAGGGGUACUCCAACCUCACCACCGUAAUGGACAAUGGUUCCAAGAACUCCAUGACAGCCACGAAAAACUCACUGUCAGGAGAUCAGGAAAGGUCAAGUGCUGGGUCAGUGGAAUGCUCUGGCAAGCUUGGCACAGCUGAGCAACAGAAAGGACUCUUCCACUCAAUGGAUGACCCACACAGGUCUUUUGAGUUGGACAGGGACCCAUCCUUGAUUCCAGUUCCUUCUUCUAGCCCUGAGAACAUAGUGGAUCAAAUUUUAGAGUCAAUUGACUCUGAUUCUGAAGGCAUUUUUAUUGAUUUCGGCCGAGGCUGUUCCAGUUCAUCAGCAUACAAUGUGGACGUGAACAGACAGAGCAUCAUGUGAAGAACAUCGGGAUACAGACCUUGGGUUUUAAUAUUAUAUAUGAAAACUACUAACGCGUUGAGCCAGACUGUGGACAAACUAUACAUGUCUAGGGCAGAACCUGUGUUGUAGGUUAUCACAGCUGUAUUGAAGUAUAUAAACACAACAGUUUACAAGCGGGAAUCUAUUGCAGGGGAGAAGAAACCUCAACCACUUCUCCAUGUCCCCACCACUGCAGUCUGAUUUCUUACUGUCUUUCUAAAUUUAGGGAUUCACAAACUGAAAAGUGUCUGCUAAAAUGCUGUUAGUGCAACUGGCAGCGUUUAUUCAGUAAUACAGCCUAGUAAAUUACUGUGUUCACUAUUAAUUUUCUCAAGAGAUUCCUGUAGAAGGGCAAGUUGUACUCUGAACUGUAAGACAUCAGCCAGAGCACAAAACCAUAUCCUUUUAAAAAGAAAAAAAGUCUGUGGCCCUUCAUGCCACAGAAUAUGGUGAUAAAGAAGUCUCUUUUAACCUUUUCUUGUACAUCUUGUGUGCACUCCUUUGCCCAACAGUGAGUUAGAGUUCUCAAAGAAAGGCAAAUAAACAGAAAUGCGCUACCUGAUGUCAUGCAAUGCUUGAUGCUGUUUCACAGCCAAUGCCUUGUGUCUGUAAGAGAGUUGUCAUGAAACUGGUUUUUAAGACCAUGUUAAUUUGCUCUGAAUAUGGCACUUUCAAGAAAUCUGCGUACUACUGACUCAUGGAGCAUCCAUUGUAUGGAGAGGUUUCAGCAGAAUUCAACUUAAUUGUUUCCUAAAUAAAUAAAAAUAUGGCCUCUCAGUGGAAAUCCUCAUUAUAUAUUUAUAUUCUUAAAGGAACACCAUAAUGCCUAUACUGUAAAUUAUGUAUUGAUACUCAGGGAUUGUGAGCCUUGCAGCUCUCCUAAUCCUGAGUACUUUCCACUGUUCGUCGCUAGCAGUAAUAGGGUAUGAGAGAUGUGUCAGUGGUUUUACAGCAGAUUGGUACAUAUGAUACCAAUGUUAACCAGAAAUCCUGAUGCCUGACAGAUUUUGACCAGAUGGCUUUGCAGUCUAUGCAGUGUUGCUUGAGGUCUCUCUGUUCCAGGCAUCUCUUCUGGUGCUGAGAGGCAGUAGACCCCAACAGAGCUGCUCAGCAAAGAUGGACAUCCAUUUGGUGUGUCAGGGCCUGGUUCUUAGCUCAGACAUUCAAGGACUCUCCAGCUUUGCUCUGCAUUUGUGCUGCUGACCCCAAAAUUCACCAAACCUGUCCCCAGAUUUUGAUUACUAGGCCUCUAGUGGGGCCUAGGCUCGAGGCCCUACUUCUGAUACUUAAUUUCCUUUGGCUUUGCUACUCAAUCUUCCUGAAAACAGCUCAAUCUCUUGCUACCUUCCUGCUUCUGUGCUGGAGUUUUCAGCCUCCAGAGGGAUAUCCAGGCUCCCCAUAACACAGGGAUUUGAGAACCUCAGAAGCCAGCUGACGAAGGAACCCCAGAAAUACGGUAGGGGGUUCAGUGUCUAAUUUGUGUUUGGCAUGUUCAGCUGUGCAGCUUCCCCUACUUUAGGCACUUACAUCAGACUUCUUUUCUUUUACACAGAGAUAAGCAAUUUCUUUCAUGUCCCAGUAGUCCCAAAUCUAACAACCAAGGAACACAUCCUCGUGGGGAAUGUGAGCAUUCAGACCCAAGCAGGUUGCAAGAGCAACUCCAGUGACUGAAGGAAACUUUGAUGCUCAGUGAACAGAAUAGUUUAGGAGUCAGGCCCUCUAGCCCUCUGGAUGUACAACUUAAAACCACAGAUGAUUAGACCACCCAUUUGGCUGCUUUCUGACUGUGGUGAAGCCUCUCAUCCCACAGUUCUGCCCCGUGGCAUGCCCAAGAGCACUUCAGUCCUGGUGGGGCUGAGCAACCUGGCAGCAACCUCACAGCUGAGGCUUCCCAGGAUCAUACCAACUGGAGUUGGUGCUGCCAAUAGGAGUUUGCCCACACUCUCUUCAGAUAGGGAGCAGAGGGGGCCUGCAGUCUCAAGUCAUGUUUGAGGCCACAGUUGGCCUUGUAUAAACAACAGGAGAGAGAGAGGAGGUUGAGCUGUACUUGGAUCCAAUAUAUAAAGGAUCAGUGACUCCCAAAAAUGGAGAGCUCCCAUUCUGUUCUCUCUCUCUCUCUUUUUAUUUUUUCCCUCUUGAUUAGUUACUGUCCUCAGCCCAUGCCCUCAUUCCUUCAGGCACGGUUCUGUUUCCUGAAUUACUGUGUAGGUUCGAGAAAGAGAGUAACUACUGCUUUGUUCUAAGGACAUGAUGCAGGGGAGGACAAAACAGAUUCAAGUCCAUACAAGAAAAGUUAUAAAGCAGCAUAUCAAGAUCUGUGCACACCUUCUUCUUUUAGGGAACAUUAAAUGAAAUGAGAGUCAUAAGUUUAUUUGAUCACUAGGGAAUAAUUAAGCAUAGUUUAAACUCAGAGGAGAAAGGGACUGCUAGGACCCUUCCCACCUGAACUUCUGCACAGUUAGUGUCGUCCUCCUUGGUUGGAGAUGUUGAAUCCCCCAGUAUGCUGAGAAUGAAGUAACCUCUCCCACCUUGCAUACAUGGAGCUACUGAAUGAAAAUCCUCCACAAGCUGUUUUAAAAGGUUACUUAGGGAUAGGAUUCAAGACUAAUUCAGCUAUCACAGAGUAUUGUAUCAUCACAAUCCAGCACUUGAAUCUAGCUUUUACAUUUCUAAUUCUUAUACUUAAUGUGGACUCUUCUGAGUCAAAACUAUCAGCAGAAGGAUCUUCUUUCUUUAACAGCAGGACCACACUGGGGUUGUGAUGGAAAGAACAGCAGAAAAACAAAGUUAAAGCCCAGCCCAACCCCCAUACCUGUGAUUAUCAGCAGUGAUAGGGUUGAACGAGUAUUUAAGGAAGUUGAAUGGAGACCUGUUAAUUGUUCUUAGGUGGUGAGAUGUUCUAUAAGCUCUGUUGAGCUGAAAGUAAAAGAUUAUCUUCUUUAGGAUGAAGAGGAUCCUAAUUGGCUUGCAUUAAAGUAAAUUAACCAGAUGGUGCUGUAAUGGACCAGGCUGAGUUCUGCUGUGGUUUAGAGCUAGCUGAACUAAAUUUGCAUCUCUGCUAGCAUAUGAGGUGCUUAAAGAAGUCUUUUUUGUCUGCUUUGUAAAAGCUUCUUCUGGGGUAAUGACUAAAGAGGGAGCAAACCCCUUCUAACUCUAAGGGUUCAAGCUGCAUUUUCAGGACUAUUUGUUUGAUUAAACGAAGCAUUAGACUCAGCAGGCUUGCUGUGAAGAGCCUGAAAAUCUGAAGUUGGAGUGAAGUUCCUUACUGUAAUGGUGAUAGGGUGGCUUUUUGCCUCUCUUUGAAGUUCAUAUUAAAGCAUGCAGGCAGAUAUGACUGUAAACUGAAAAAAAAUGGGUAUGGUGGUCCAGAUAAUUCCUGUGAAAGCCACUAUCUCUGUUGAUCUCAGAGAUGAAAAUUAUGAUCAACUCAUUUCCCAAGAAGUGGCGUUACUGGUGGCCGGACAGGGUGCAGAUGUGUUCUAUCUUAGUGCUUUGAGCGUUUUUACUGGUGUGUUUUGUAUUUGCAAGUUCACGUGUGUGAAUCUGCUCGGUUUGUGCAUGUGCAAGGUAUAGACAGGUAUGGAGUCAGACAUGGCAAAUUGUGUGAGUGGUGCUGAGCCCAGCAUAUGAAGGCAGUCAAAGCCCAGUGUGCCAGUGUUCUAUGAGUUUAGAUGCUCAGAUGUGAGACUGUACUGACUUGCGGUGCUUCUACUAGUAAACCAGCUGCACUCAAAUCAGGGAUGCUGUAUUCUUGGAGCCAAGUCAUGGAGUCAUUAUGAAGGAAAAAUAAAUGUCAGAGAGUGGUGCAGGGUCAUACCAAAAUAUAUCUAUGAAGCGAUAGCUUCCAGGUUUCAAAUGCUGCUGUUUGAUAGUGUCCUUGUGUGCCAGUCACAGUCAGACUUUGUCCUGAAGUGGCACUCUCAGUAUACCAGUUAUUCCUCUCUACCCUUCCUUUGUUAAAAUAAACCAUGGCAUCUUACCUUCUCAUCCAAAAAUCAAGAACUCCCUGCUCUUUCUCUGGUUGGGAUGGCUUCCAAAAUCCUGUGAGGGCCAUACAAAGCAACAGAUAGCACUUAAAAUUCCUUUCAUCUGGCACUGCAGGGUGAACAUUGUGCAAGCAGAAACAACUGGGAGGCUAACCUAAUGAACAGCUGCUAAGCGCUAUGGAGAAGUAAUAUAGCUCCCUGGAGCACAACUGGAAAUAGCAGAAUAAUUGACUGCAAAUAAUACUGCCCAAAUGGAGGCCUUUUUUUAUUAGAAAUGGGCAAAAUGACUUUCCUUUAUUCAAUUAGCUCCUGGCAAGCUGUUUUUGAUGAGCACUUUUGACUAAAACAAAUGUGCUUGUUGAUACCAUCUGACCUGGUAAGCUUCAGUGAUAGAAGAGCUUGGAGCCUCCCCCAUCUUCUAGACUUGCCCCUAGUAAUGUAUAGGCAUGCAAAUACGUCUACACAUCUUCUGUCUCUGAAGCUCUAGUUAGAGAUGUGUAGAUUGCACCUUCUAUUAGGAUAGCAUCCUGCAAGAGCAUGUCUGAAAUAGAGAUGUCAGAAAGUCCUUUAAGUUAAUUUCUGGCAGCAAUUGUAUUAAUGACCUUCCUGAUGUCUUGCAGCAUGAACCAACACCAAAAAUUCUCCUUAAUCCUCUAACUGGCAGGCUUGUAUGUGUCCUAUUGCAGCACUUCCAGCAGCAUCUAAAAGCAGUUAGAAAUCCUUGUUUCCUCUAACUUAGCCUGCCCAUUAAAUGUGCUGCUUUCCAGCCAGCAAGAGGGAGGAUGUCUCCUGCACAUGAAUACUCUGUCCAGUCCUGGAUGCUGGAACUUCUCCCAGCUCUGGUCCACUCGCCCACUCCAAAACACAAACGCUUCUUCAGCAGUGUCAGUUGUGUGUUAGGUAAAGAGUGCAGAUGUCUGCAGAAAGGUGCUUUGUUGGGCUGCAAUUCCCAGCUGCCACAAGCACAGGUCAGCACUCUGCACUGGUGAGGAACAAGAGGCUUUGCUUGUGGGUUGGUUUCCUAAACAAACUUUGUGGAAGUGAAAAAUUUCCUGCUUCACAUGAUGCCAAGGCAAGAGACUGAAAAGUGUCAAUUCACAGGCAUGCUGCCCUGGAAAUUUCUCUUUGCACUGCCACUUGGAAAAGGUACAGAGCCUGGCCCUUUUUGGAAUGAGGUGAUAUUGCAAACUCAAACUUGUCCCUCUUUUUUGUUGUUGUAGGUUGGGUUUUGUAUGUUUUCUUUGCCUGGCGUUUAGGCAUUCAUUCACUCUGUGUUCUCCACCUUGAAUAUACAGAGAUAAGACUUUCAUUUGAGAUUUUUUUCUCAAAGCAGCAAAAGUUUGAGGGGGGAAAAAAGUAAAACAGGUACUGCUUGAGCCAGCAGUGCUGCAGACAACAUAUGCAGUAAUUUUAAUAAUACAUAAAUCCUUGCCACCAAGCUCUCCAGGAGAAUAAACCACUUGGUUUACAAUUGGAGUCUUACUUGCACCUUUCCACAAAAGGAUAGAAGGGGUGGGAUGUGGGGGGGGGAAUCCACAAUUUCUAAAACGGGAACACAUUUUGCCUGGAAGAGCAUUCUCAUGUUGCUUUCUUUCUACUUGUCAUGGUAGCUACAGCAGCAGAUUGCUGCGCUUAGAUAUUUGUAAGCACAAGACAUGGUGUUUGGCUGCUACGGUUGUACUUGCCUUGCAAGCAGCAAUUUGUGUCUUCUCUGAGGAAAAAGCAACAUCUGGUGGAAAUGCCUGGGAGCUGGAUCUGGCUCAUGGCCCACCAGCAUGGCAGCCUUCCUCCAUUCCCCUGUGCCCUGCAGAGAGAGGGGUGGGUUGUUGUGCUUCGGUUCAUAGAUCCCAAUUCCUCUGCAAAUGGAGAAGAUGAUGUUUGGGACUGGAAGAGCAGGCCCGCAUCUCGAGUUGGCUGCUAGGGAUCUCUGAGGGACUGAGGUUAGAUCAAGUGGCUGAGCUCCCUGAGAUAUUGAGAGAAGUGCCAAACAGUGGUUCACAUGUCAUUUUGGGUUGUCCCAGAUGACAGCAAACUCCCCCAGGUGCUCUGCGCUGGCUUCAUCAAAGAAACAGCUAAACUCAACUGGUUUUAGCAGACUCAGAGUUAGGCUGAUGCAACACUUUUUUUCCAAAAAUCCCUACCUGGCUUAAACCUGCUGCUUAUUCCUUUCCAUCACACUUGAAAGCCUUACUUCAGGGAGAUCUGCAGAAAGAAUUUAGUCUUGGCCUACUAUCUCAGUGUCAUAAUUACAUUGGCAUUUUUUUAAUAUUCUUCAGGCAGGUAACUUCACUAGUAGUUAUAUAAUGCCUAUUAUAUAUUAUAUAAUAAUUAAUAUUUAUAUUAAUAUAAUAAUAAAGUAAUUAUAUAAUAGCCUAUUCUUUCACAAAAGGUGCACCCCUCAGGUCUUGUAUUGCAUAACUGGAUUAGCAAGCUGGCUGCUCACCUGCCUGUAGCAGGAUUGCUGACCUUAGAGACAAGCUGCCAGCAAGCUCUGCCAGAGCCAGAGGAGAGAGAAGGGAAAACUGGGCACAUGAACAGUCUCAGGACUGCUGGGGAAUGAAACUGCCAGGACUUUGUUUGUUAGCUGUCUCAUUUGUAAGAUGGAGUGUCUGAGGCUGAGUUUAUACAUCUGUUACAGAGGGUCUGCAUGAGUGUUUUCACCUUAAGACUGCUAGCUCUUCCAUAUUUGUUUAAUUUUGGUAUGAAGUAAUUUUUUUUUCUUUGCAAAAGUAAAGAGUUAGUCUUGGGAAGGCUUAGCUAGAUCUCAAAAUGUACUCCAUUUAUAAAGCCUAGAUCUCUGAACUUUGGGUUUGAAAUCAUGAUUUGCAGGGAAUUCUUAGGGCACUGUUAACAUCUUCACUUCAGUCUUGAGGUCAAAUUGCUGGACUGGAACUGGGAGACUAGGAUGGUUUAAUUCCAUGUCCUCAGCAGGAUUUUUGCAUAGCUUAAUUCACUUAAUUGUUCUGUGUAUCAGUUACCUGUUCAGAACACGGGGAUAGUUGUUCUUGCUAUACUUUAAAUUGUCAAGUGGAUUGUGAUUUGCUUAAAGGUUGUAUGAUGAAGCAUGUACAAUGAGAGAAGAGGAAGCAGUCUCUUAGAGAAUGAGUGUAAAUCAACAGGGCAUCCCUAUUUUUUUCUGUAAUUGUUACCAUCAUAUUCUCUUAAUGUAGCUGCACCACUGACUUAGGUCUAUAUAUGCUAAGUAAUUCCUAUUUAUAAUCCGUCACCUAUCUAUCUUCAUGCCUUGUUUUUAAUUCUUUCAAUGCAUGUUACUUUGUUAUUGGAAUCAAGCUUCUUAUUGCCCAUUCCUCUAAAUAGUUUAGAUACCUCUGAAAUACCUUUUUUCCUGUUCUGAAUAUACUCAGGAACUCCCAGGAGCAAAUCUCUCUGCUUCAUAUUUAAUCCAUCUCUUCCAGUCCAAAAAAUAAAUAUUCCUCUUCAGAAAUCAAGCCUUCCUUUUAUCUACCCACUUCCAGCAGUUUUGUGGAAAAUUGAGAUCAUAAUAUUCUAUUCGUUAUGAUCACUCUAACAAUUUUUUGCCAGAUACAGAUGUGAAACUUGCUAGUUUGUAAGUGCUUGGUUCAUAACCUCAGGCAUAUGUUAAAACACAAAUAUGGUACUCAUGUUCUCCAGAACAAUGGCUGUGUAUCAUAAAAGACUCCAUUUGCUGUGAAUUAUUAAGACACUUCAUUCAUAAAUCUCACAAGGAUGCAGUCACCUGGGAUAGUAAUAUACUACAGGAAGCUGAAGAAGUUGGUCACCUCCUGAGGUGUCCACAGUACCCUUACAUGUUAAGGUAGAGUAGUAAAAGUAGAAGUGGAAAUAUUGCACCCCCAAAAAUGG